CCUGGCUUAGCUCAAAACUUCACAAUAAUAUAAACAAAAAAAAACUUUCUCUUCGAACACAGAUUAGAAAAGAAUCCUAAUGUUGUUUCUACAAUUUAUAUUCCAACUAACAAUUUCAAGUGUAACUGUUGUAUUAUGUUGGUAUCCCGAUUAUGAGGUACCAGGCGGCCAGAGUUAUCAUGGAGUGCAUAACGGUAUGGAGUAUGCAAAAAGCUUCGAGAAUGAGUGGACCGUGCAGGUGGACGGCGGGGAAGAGGUGGCUCAGCUGAUCGCCGUCGAACUGGGAUAUGUUUAUGGAGGGCCGGUGAUCGGUUUCCCGAACACAUACUCGUUCAUUCGCUACGAACACAGCAAACAGAGGCGUGCGCCUAGCUCGCACACAGAGGCGCUGACCAACGAUAGGAGGGUAAAAUGGGCCGAACAACUAUUCACAAAAUCUCGAGAGAAACGUUAUACAGUGCCCGACCCGGACGCAACAAUCAAGCGAAUGAAGAGAGUCGAAGUAUUUGAUAAUAUUAAUAAUGCUACAGACGGAAGAGAAAAAAGAGAUAUAAAGGGAAAUAAUAAACCAUUGUUCAAUGACGAGCUGUGGAGCCAUGAGUGGUAUUUGCAAGACACCCGAACAAUGGCCAAUCUACCCCGUCUAGACCUCAACGUGUUGCCUGUGUACGCGAUGGGCUACAAUGGCCACGGCGUCCGUCUCUCUAUACUCGACGACGGCAUCGAGCACAACCACACCGACUUGCGGGAGAACUACGAUCCAGAAAUUAGUUGGGACUGCAAUGACCGUGAUUCGGACCCUACGCCGAGAUAUGAGCAACCGAUGCGAAAUUCACAUGGAACACGUUGUGCCGGGGAAAUAGCAAUGACUGCUAACAAUAGAAAAUGUGGAGUGGGCGUGGCUUGGGGGGCCAAAGUGGGCGGGAUUCGUAUGCUGGACGGCCGAAUCACUGACCGGAUUGAAGGAGAAGCGAUAGCUUACGCGUGCGAUAAGGUGGAUAUCUACAGCGCGUCAUGGGGCCCUUAUGACAACGGACGCACGGUGGAAGGACCGGGGCGCCUCGCGACAGAAGCGUUCAAGCGAUGCGUAACUGAGGGUCGCGGCGGCAAAGGCGCGAUAUACGUAUGGGCCAACGGGAAUGGUGGCGGAAAUCAUGACAAUUGCAACUGUGAUGGGUACUCAUCUAGCAUCUACACAAUAUCGAUAGGUAGUGCUUCUCAGCAGGGCCUGUUUCCUUGGUAUGGAGAAACGUGUUCAUCUACGUUAGCCGUUGCCUACUCUUCUGGUGCCUACAAAGAUCAGAAAAUUGCGACUACUGACACGGGUGAUUCAUGCACACUCAAGCAUUCCGGUACGUCGGCGGCUGCACCACUAGCAGCCGGGAUCAUAGCUCUCGCUCUACAAGCGAAUCCGAAUUUAACAUGGCGAGACGUUCAACAUUUGGUUGUUUGGACUUCCGAAUAUGCACCACUCUCUGCAAAUCCAGGCUGGCAAAUAAACGGCGUUGGUUUACGUUUCGAUGUCCGUUUUGGAUUUGGACUGCUAAACGCUGGUGCUCUCGUGUUAACAGCGCUCAACUGGACUACAGUCCCUGAAAAGCAUAUUUGCAGCGUCGGAGCUUCGCCUCUGAGUGAAGAAGAAGCCCGUUUUAGCUCAAAGGAACCUAUUGCGAUAAUCAUUAAAGUAGAAAAUUGCAUAGUGAACUACAUAGAACACGUGGAACUGAUAGUAAACAUCCAAUACACGCGCCGCGGAGCUCUAGAGUUGUAUUUGAUAUCGCCACAAGGUACCAGAAUCCAAGUGCUCAGUCCACGUCCUGUGGAUUCCUCCACCGCUGGAUUCGUCAAUUGGCCUCUGACGUCAGUAGCCACGUGGGGAGAGAACCCCAAUGGAGUGUGGACAGUGGUUAUUCAGGAUAAGACGGGAGCUAAAAACAAAGGGAUAUUAGGCCACACCAGUCUAGUCCUUCACGGUACGCAUGAAAUGCCGGAUCACAUGAAGAAUGGUCCUAGAAAUUACAACUACAGCUACAAUUAUCAAGAAGUGUUCGACUACUUCGAUAAUAUCGAUAGUGACGACCAAGAUACGGUAACUGGUGACAACAAUGUCGCGGAAUCACCAGAGACGCAUAACAAGGAGAAACUCAUCGAUGCCAAUAUCGAUUCCAGCAUUUUGAAUGAAGUUGAAAACGAACUCUUCAGAAUACACCACAGGAAUAAUGACAUGUCCAAUUUUGGUUUUGGAAUAUAAUGUUUCGGGUUUGAAAAUAAUUUUUAGUGAAUUUAUUAUUAUUUAGUUUGGAGUUGCACUUUAUACUAUUUUAGUUUUAAUAACAAUCUUUUUUACCCCUGAUUUUUUAUAAAUCUCAGUUCAAUUUAUUAAGUAUAUACCUAAUGUAAUUGUUACUAAAUACACUUUUUACUCUAAGAUUAUAAUUAAUUUUACUUACUUUGAAUAAAAUGUAAUUGUUAUUUUUAUUAUGUGAUCAGACCUUUAGUAAAUUAUAUCAAAAAAUGUGUCUUGAAGCGUAGAUUAUAACAACCUUUAUCUACAAUAUAAUCCACAUUUAAUGUGACAGUAACAUGUUAAUAUAUCAAAUCUAUAGCUUUGGUAUUACUUACAUAGUAAUGACAGUAUAGUAGAUAGUAACUUGUACAAGUAAACCAAUAUUUAAAAAAAAUGCAUGUGAAUAAAAUCUGGUUUAUGAAUUACUUUAUAAUGCAAAUUAUACCUACAAACAACGUAAC
Molecule: messenger RNA, 2748 nt
Organism: Pectinophora gossypiella (pink bollworm)
Lineage: Eukaryota; Metazoa; Arthropoda; Insecta; Lepidoptera; Gelechiidae
Product: neuroendocrine convertase 1-like
Exons: 15
Coding region: 80-2251 (723 amino acids)
Biological process (GO): protein processing
Cellular component (GO): trans-Golgi network; Golgi membrane
Molecular function (GO): serine-type endopeptidase activity
Source: RefSeq, a predicted model, not a curated record